Closterium sp. NIES-67 is the source of this 1683-nucleotide messenger RNA. Lineage: Eukaryota; Viridiplantae; Streptophyta; Zygnematophyceae; Desmidiales; Closteriaceae. The record is from the annotation of a GenBank genome assembly.
CAGCAAGCAGUCCCCUCCCUGCCUAGACUGUCCGCCUGGAAUCCCUUCACAUAUCCUCGCGCGUUUAUCCGCGGAACUACAUCCCUGCUCGUGUGCCUCCUUCCCAACGCCUGCGCUCGUCCCCGCCCUCCACCCACCGCUCGGUUUCUCGCUCUGGCCGUACUCCGCCGUGCCGCAUCCGUGUUGCGAGUGCGAUCGCGCCGAGGCCCACCCAUGGCCAUGGACGGCGCUGCCUCGCGUCAUGCCACGCGCUGUGCUGCUGCCACGCCCGUCGUACGGAUGCUUCUCGCCCUACUCCUCGCGGCAGCGGCGGCAACAGCGCGCGCGCACGAAGGCCACGACGACUCGGAGUCGCCGCCAUGCGCGGCGACGGACAGCCUGGUGACGGUGGAGGCGCCGUACGUGCCGGGCACCAUCACGGUGGACGGCAGCGCGGCGGACUGGGCGGGCGUGGCGGGGCAGGAGCUGCGCCUGCAGCCCGCCAUCAACCCCAACUCCGCCGCGCCCUACCCCUUCGGCGCCGGCUCCAUGCUGCUCAAGGCGGCGCAUGACGGCAGGGACGUGUUCUUCCUGCUCAAGAUCCCCGGCCCCUACGUCUACAACCAGCAGAACCACCAUCUGUCCAUAUCGGGGUCGCUCAUGUUCGGCAUUGGGGAUGACGCCACCUUCUACAAUAUGGGCGGGUGUCCGAACCUGGCGGGCGUGUGCACGGCGGAGAACUGCCGCGGGCACGAGGUGGACGUGGUGCACUUCGAGGUGGACACGGCCAUCCCCGGCCGCACGUACGGCCACAACCUCAUGGACCAGAUGGACGGCACCGGCGCCGACAGGGUGGGCAACCUGUACGACGGUUACGGGUGGAACCCUCACUGCCGCCAGUUCGAUGGGCUCGCCACUGCAGGCCUGUCGUCAAACGGCACGGCCAUGAACGACUGGCACGGCGUGUGGACGCACAGCACGGUCAACAUGGACUACGGUCUGACAGCGGCAGACGCCCCGUUUGCCACAGCGGGUGACGACGGGUACUUCGUGUUCGAGCUCACACGCCCACUGCGCACCGCCGACCACUUCCAACAGGAUGUGCAGCUGAGUGUGGGCGGCACGCACCGCAUGGGGGCCGCCGUGUGGUACCCGCUGGACGGCACACCAUGGCACGGCUCGCAGCACUUCCUGGCGUCCUGCGACUGGCUGCACCUGCACCUGCUGCCUGCGCCCGCACCCGCGGCGGGGUGGCAGGCGGCGCAGGCGGAGCAGGGCGGGGUGAGCAGCACGGCGGCGGCGGCGCUGAGCGGGCUGUCGCUGCUGCUGGCGCUGGCGGCAGUGUUUGUGUCCAUCGUGGUGGGGUGGUGGGUGCGCGCCAACGCGCGCCAGUUCCAACCCAUGGACGGCCUCUGACACCCACCUCGACGCAUCCCACCGACCCGUGCCUGCCUGCGCUGGGGUGGGCUGGAGCUGAGAAAAGGGAGGUGGUAGAGGGGAGUGAUGGGCGUGUGGAACAGAGCAUAGACGCAGUCGUGGGUGUUGUACCGUGAAACAAAAGCAGUGGCAGCAACUGCCGCUCCCUCCCCUCCAUUGUGCUGUCAUGGUGUUGCCUAUCAAAAUGGAGAAGUGAAUGAUGACUAGUGAGAGAGAACAGAAAGAUAUACCUAAGAAUUGUACCCUCUAAGAGGUGACCCUAUACAG